AUGUCAAAUCGCCAACAGAUCGACUCCGUCAUCGACGAUGACGAUGAGUUCUGUCCCCUCUGCAUCGAAGAAUUCGACUUGUCCGACAAGAACUUCAAGCCGUGCCCCUGUGGGUACCAGAUUUGCCAAUUCUGCUACAACAAUAUCAAAACCCACAGCGAAGAGGGCCGCUGCCCCAACUGCCGACGCCCCUAUGAUGAGAGUACCAUUCAAUAUAAGGUCCCCGAUGCUGACGAAUUCAAAGCCGACCUCGCGUUGAAGCAUCGGAAGGCCGCCGCCGCGAAGAAGAAGGAAGCCGAGAAACGUGAAAUCGAGGCAUCGAGCCGCAAAAAUCUCGCCGGUGUCCGCGUCGUCCAGAAGAACCUUGUCUACGUGAUCGGCCUCAACCCCACAAUACGUGACGAGAGCCAGCUCCUUCAGACUUUGCGCGGCAGGGACUAUUUCGGCCAAUACGGUGACAUCGAGAAGAUCGUCGUGAGCAAGGCGAAGCCCGGCGGCAACCCCAACCAGGGCAUCGGCGUUUACGUCACCUAUGCGAGAAAGGGCGAUGCUGCAACGUGCAUAGCCGCGGUUGAUGGGUCGGCUAAUGCCGAUCGGGUGCUACGGGCCCAAUAUGGCACGACGAAAUACUGCUCCUCCUUCCUACGCAACGAACAGUGCCAUAAUCGGAACUGCACCUUCUUGCACGAAACUGGCGAGGACAGCGACAGCUACAGCCGACAGGAUCUCUCUUCGAUGAACACCCUCUCGAGUCAACGUGUCAACGGUACUCCCGCUCCCACGCCUGCGAUCCCUGUGCACGUUGCCCGCUCCUCGGCUCAACCCUUAUCGCAACCCAUGCGCCGCCAGCCGAGUAGGGACGAUGCUGCUGGUAGCCGGCCGCCCGACGGAUCUGCCCUACCAUCCUCGGCAAGUUGGGCGAACAAGGACGCUGUGCUUAGUCGGACAAGAAGGGCAAGUCUAACUGGAAGCCAAGCGUCACAGAGUCCUCGACCCGCAAUCGCCACGGUCGCACCGGUUGCACCGGUUGCAGAGGAAUUCAAGCGCAUAGAGAGACAGCCCAUCAACACGCCAGAACGCACACACGCUACGCCAGCACCCGAAGCUCGCCCCUCGCCGCCUCCCUCCCCUCCUACGGAACCCGCUCCUGCACCCGUUGCCGUCCAGACCCCGAUCAAGACACCGCCCAAGCCGGAGACGCCAUUGCUGGACAACCUGGUCAAGGCUGUCAAUUCCCCGGACUUCAAAUUCGUCUUCUCGGCGGCUGGUCUGCCUGCGGAAGAGGUUGCGCUUAUCGAGAAUCACCCCUCGUUCAUCGACCCUUACGGUGGUGUGAAACGCCGAGCCAUGCGCGAGAAGGCGGAACUGGAACGUGUGAGGCGAGAACAAGAGUUGCUGCAGUCCGCUUCGGUUGAAGAGGAGAGCCGUGAGAGCGGAAGCUUGCAACUGGGUGGUGAGCCGGAUGAUGUGAUGCCCCCGAGAGGCCGCCCUGGCCGCGAGUCUCACGGUGCCAUCCAGCCUCCGUCUCAGCAAGGCACGACGACUAACUCGGUGGUCGGGUCACCCGUGUCCGCGUCAAGUCACCAGUUCCAGCAACUCAACCUCGCCGGUCGCAGCCUAACCCCUCUGCAACAGCAGCAGUUGCUCCUCUUGAAGUCCGCCAACAACCAACAGGCCGGCCUGGUUGACCAGUUGCAGGGUGGAAUAAACUCCGCUGCCCUGGAUCAAGCUGCUCAGGUCCGUCAGGGUCUCCUCCAGAGCCAGAUGGCCCAGUUUAAUGCUUUGCAGGCGCAGAGUCGGCAGAACUCGCGGUUCUCGUUUGCCAAUGAGGCCAACUCGAAAAACAUCCCCAAUGUCCGGAUGUUGAGCCAACAGGCGUCUCUGAUGCAGUCCGGUACCCCCAACCCGCUCGCGGCGCCCAGUCCUCAGCACGGACUCGCUGGCAGCUACUUCACUAGCGGCGUGCAGGGACCACCCCCGGGGCUGAAGACGGCCGGCACCCCUCCUAUCAGCGGAGGUGGCAUGUUUGCCCAAGGGCACGGGUUUACCACGAACGCCAAUCUCGGCUUGGGCGCCAAUAUCGGAAAGCAAGAAGCCAACCCAGACUUGAUGCGUGAGCUGCUGCGAGGCCGCAGUGGUGCUAAUGCCGGUGGUUUGCAGGGUCAAGAGGCUGCUAAGCGUGAGUUCAUGUUUCCUUUCCUCCAGCAACACCAAACCCCUCCUCCCCUGACUCCCGCAAACGGCCUUCUCAGCUCUUUCUAUGGCACUCAAGCGGGGAACUUCUCCGAGUCUGGGCCACAGAAGCAGAAGAAGAAGGGGAAGAAGCACAGACACGCUAACACUUCCUCCGGUGGAGGCGGUGUAGCGAGGAUGCAUCAGGUCGGUGCGAAUACUGCUGCUGGGCAAGCGCUGUACGGGAGUCAGGGCCAAGUUGACGAAGAAUUCCCCCCUCUUGGGGCUCAGCCCAAGGACAAACGUCCUGUCGACAGCUUUGGCUAUCUCAUUCGCUCCCAUUUCCCUAGCGACUCGCAGGGCUCAGCUCGCUCCGGAACCCCGUCCCUGCCGCCAGGACUUCCUCUCCCGCACGCGCAUCCAGCAUCUUUGUUUCACAGUCCCCUCAACCCGUCUAGCCCAACCUCGUCUGUGUCUGUGCCCCCCGGCUUGAACCCCCCUUUCCCUGGCCUCGGAACUCCCUCACUAGGGUUCGACGAGAACCUCUCGCGUCAGCCCUCACCGGAACUGAAAGAUGAUGAUGUGACCAGCUCAAGCCGCAUCAAGAACGUCUCGGAAAUAUCUCUCGGGUCCCCUGUACCCAAGUCAGCCAGCAAAGCUCGUUCCCAGCAGAAAGGGGACCUAGCAGUUGCUUCUGACAAAAAGUCUGGUCGAUCUAAGGCUGGAGAUGUCGGCGAGAAAGCUGUAAAGACCAAGCCCAUGAAGCUUGAUCUCCCGCCUGGCAUACCUCAUCCGCAGGAAGCCUCCAGGAUGGAAUCAUCCGGCCAGACUAUUCCCGGUCAAGCCCCGAUCUCUGUUAUUGGAUCUCGCCCCAACACGCCUAUGACCGGUGUUUCGCGUGUGUCAGAUUCCUCAGCACCCCGCCAACCCAGAGUUCUGCGAGUGGUGGACACACCGAAGACCGAAACUCCGCCGCCUCCCUCCGCCGCUCCUUCGGUUGCUUCCUUGCCGGCUGCCUCGAAGGCCCGUUCGAGAAGGCAGAGCAUCUCUUCUUUGAGCAGACCGGACACCCCGGGCGACCUGGCAUCGGAGGGUGAUAUGUACACCUCGGCGUCGGUUUCCCGCGCCAACUCCCCUCCACCGUCGUCCCGAAUCGGCUCCGCUCCGGUCAGAUCUAUGACCAAGAGCCAGGCGAAGAAGGAGCGUCGGCAGAAGGCCAAGGAAGCUGAAGCCAAGAAAGAUCCUGUUGCGACUGUCCCCGAGGAGCCGGUGCAAGCGCCAAUUAUUGGAAGGAAGCGGAAGACUAAGAAGACACCAGCGAACACUACUGAGCCAUCGACCACGGGAGCCGAAAAUACUUCCGAGGCUGGAAAAUCGACACAGGCGGCUAGCUCUGAUCAAGAUAAGGUGGACCCACGCACUGAAGCGAGCAAGAAGAACAAGUCGACGCAGAAAGCCCCGAGGGACCCGAAACCCUCUCCUGUUGAGGAGAAACCGCCUGUGGAGCAGAAGCCUGCAGUAGAGGCGUGGCGCUCGAAGAAUACCGUCGAGCAGCUGGUUAAGGAUGCGGAAUCAGGCGUCGCUUCGGUCAAGGAGCUGUUCUCGGAACGGACAUCUCCCUUGCAGGUCCUGCUUGCCCAGCUUCACAGGUCUGGCAACUUGGAUCUGAACAACCAUCCGCUGUUCAACCCGUCCAACCUGAGCCAGCGGUUUGACAUGAAGUGCAACGCUGACGACUACGAUUUCUUGAAGCAGCCUAUCGAAUUGGCCGAUGAGCAUCGCAAAGCGCUACUGCGUGGCGAGGCAAUCCGGGUCAAUUCCGAUUCUGGCCUGCUGAAAGACCGAUGCCUGAUCAGUCCCCGCGGCUGCGUCCUGCAUCACCUGUCUCACGAGGAAGAAGACCGGUACCUGGCGCUUGAGAAGAACAUCGCCUUGGCGAUGGAUUCUUUCCAGGAGUACUCAUCUGUCCCCAUCACGGAACCGGACGUGACUAACCGUGGCGGGGGCCUCGAUGCGCUCUUCGCCACGCCCGAAAACUUCAAUAUCUGCUGGGUGGACGAGACCUCCGCCGGUCUCUCUUCUGGCUCGCCCUCCAUCAGUGUCGCCGAGCUUCUGAACCCCGGGUCCUCCUCGGGCAUCCCGGCCCCGCCCAACGUCCUCUCAGCCAUGGAGGCCGACAGCACUCGCAGCCACAACUGGGCCAUCGCCAACUCGGCAGAGCUGAUGAAUGCCACCCCAACCUCGGUGCGGUCCUUCGCCGCCGCCACCGCCAAGCACAUGCUGGGAGCCGCCGGCGUGGUGAUGGGCAACAUCCCCGACCUGGACGACGUGGUCGGAAUGACCGACGAAGAACUGCACACCUUUGCCGUCAAGUCCCAGAAAGACCUCGAGUCGUCGCGCAAGGAGCUGGACACCAUCGACAAGAAGCUCAACGCCCUGGUCAAGCGCAACCGCAAGCUCGCGCACCAGGCUUUGGCGACUACCGUGGAAGCAUGA
This is a messenger RNA of Aspergillus heteromorphus CBS 117.55, 4668 nucleotides long. Its product is annotated as CCR4-NOT core ubiquitin-protein ligase subunit MOT2. Gene Ontology annotation, molecular function: nucleic acid binding; ubiquitin-protein transferase activity. The transcript has 7 exons. Bases 1 to 4668 code for a protein of 1555 amino acids. Gene Ontology annotation, biological process: protein ubiquitination. Gene Ontology annotation, cellular component: CCR4-NOT complex. NCBI's taxonomy places the organism in Eukaryota, Fungi, Ascomycota, Eurotiomycetes, Eurotiales, Aspergillaceae. The record is from RefSeq and is a predicted model, not a curated record.